UUAAGUCAGGCAAGCAAUUCACUUCAGUCGGUGCUCAACCGUCGAUCGAGCUUGGUUAUAGUUCAAAGCACCUGUGCAAAAAAAUCAAGAAGAAGAAAAAAAAAGAAACAUAAUACAACAAAUAGUGAUUUGUACAACAGUCUUUUUCACAUAACAUUUGGAGCACUUAUUGAGAAAUUUUCUACCAGUGAAAGAAGUGUUUUAUAAGUUAUUGAGUGUUGCAGAUCAUUUGAACAUCAGGAAAAGAAGUUGUGGAAGUGCUUGGGAAAAAAAAUUCCCUCUUCGUGAGUGUGUUUUGGAAGAAAAGCGAAAGAAAGUGUGCAAAAACCCAUCAUUAAUCAGUAGCUUCUAAAGGCAUCUAGCGAAGAUGACACUCGUCAGUAAAAUUGUCCAGAUUAUUCUGGUUAGUUGCUGAAGAUCUGCACAGGGAUAUUCCCAUACGAUCAUCUUUCUCGUCGAUGUUGGGUACUGACUAAUUACUACAAGAAAAUGACAACAGCGAUUGAAGAUCAUUUAGUGGACACUAAAUUGUCCACUCUCUGGCUCUGGGGAGAAUUUAUCGGUGUAAUUCUUAUUCUUUGCCUCAUCAUAAUUCUCAUAUCAAUCCGAAGGGGACAUGGAAUGAUUACGUCGAAUCGUUUUAAGAAAUCUCGCAUUCUGAUCACCAAUGGCACUUCCCUCUUGUCGCGGGAACUCCAUCAUCAACUGUCCACGCGUCAUCAGUGCCAAGUGGUUCUCGUGUCCGACUCCAAAGAUACCACGAGCACCGUGCAGAAGUUCGAUCUGACAAAUGGGAAUGUGGUGAAUCUCAACUGUGACAUGUUGUGCCAUCAGCAGAUGAAUUCCCUGGCAGAGUAUGUUUGGAAUGAGCUGGGUUCUGUGGAUGCCAUCAUCGACGUUGAGGAGGAAGUGCAAUCUGAUGAUGUUUGUGAUGUUGUUCAGCAAACUGGAACAAAUAUUCAGCGUUUCUUGAAUCUCGUAACGAAUUUCGCCCCGAAAAUGCAUCAAUGCGGUGGCGGUCAAAUGGUCACGGUUAGGAGCAAUAUCAAUGCAGCUGGAGCUUGUAUCUCCAGUCGCAGUGAUGUACUCAAUCUGAUGCAGCUGACACACAAUCAAGCCACCAAUUUCAUCGUCAACAUCCAGCUGACGACGAUAUUUCUCAACAAUCAAGGAAGCACCUUCAAUGUUGGCGGUUUAAUGCAUUACCUGGGCGUCACGUCCGAACUGACAAUGGCUGAGGUGGCUGAUCGCAUGAUCAGAGGGCUCCAAACGGGCAAGGACAAUUUAGAGAUCAAGUCGAGAAGAAGUCUGAUAGAUUUUAUUGUAAGGAAACUAAGAAAACAGGACAACUCCGAGCUACUUUGCAAUUCCAAUAUAUCAACAUCAUUGAAAAAUUGUCAAUGAGACUCUUGGAAAAUAAAGUUGAUCAAUGAGGAA
Phlebotomus papatasi is the source of this 1437-nucleotide messenger RNA. RefSeq lists its product as uncharacterized. The transcript is spliced from 6 exons. The record is from RefSeq and is a predicted model, not a curated record. Lineage: Eukaryota; Metazoa; Arthropoda; Insecta; Diptera; Psychodidae. The coding region runs from base 490 to 1404 and encodes 304 amino acids.